AAUACGACCAAAGCCCAAUUAUUUUGAAAAUCAGCAGUAGCUUCCCCCGCCGUGGCUUAGGGUUUUACCUGUACCCCGUCGUGGAAAAGCUUGGUCUUCUCUUUCACUUGCUGAGCGCAAAAUGUCUGAAGUGAAUGCUACCCCUGAAGUUACUCAAAACAACACCAUCUACAUCAAUAACCUUAACGAGAAGAUCAAGAUUGAUGAGUUGAAGAAGUCUCUGAACGCUGUUUUCACUCAGUUCGGGAAGAUACUUGAGGUGUUAGCUUUUAAAACCCUAAAACACAAAGGUCAAGCUUGGGUGGUCUUUGAGGAGGUCUCUUCUGCUUCCAAUGCUCUGCGGCAAAUGCAAGGAUUUCCUUUCUAUGAUAAGCCCAUGAGAAUACAGUAUGCAAAGACCAAAUCUGAUGUAAUAGCAAAAGCGGAUGGUACUUUUGUUCCUAGGGAAAAACGUAAGAGGCAUGAUGACAAAGGCAAAAAGCGGAAGGACCAACAUGAUGCUAAUUUAGCUGGAAUGGGACUAAACCCAGCCUAUUCUGGUGCUUAUGGUGCAACACCUACGAUACCUUAUCCAGGUGGUGCAAAAUCCAUGGUACCUGAGGCUCCUGCACCACCAAAUAAUAUUCUCUUUAUUCAGAAUCUUCCCAAUGAGUCAACUCCCAUGAUGCUGCAAAUGCUCUUUCUCCAAUAUCCUGGAUUCAAGGAAGUUAGAAUGGUUGAAGCAAAGCCAGGAAUUGCCUUUGUGGAAUAUGGUGAUGAGAUGCAAUCUACAGUGGCUAUGCAGUCGCUGCAAGGUUUCAAGAUAACCCCACAAAACCCUAUGUUGAUAACUUACGCCAAAAAAUAGAUAGCGGUUUCUUGAACUUGUAUGAGAAAAGACAGGAACCCCAUCUUCAGCAUAGAGUUGUUAAUCCAUUUAAUGCAGUGGUGUAAUGUUAAUUGGCUUCUAUCUUUGGCACAGCCUUGAUUCAAGUAUGAUUGUAGUUACGGAUAAUAACUGUCAUUUUAUACAAAUGUAUUUAGGAAA
Molecule: messenger RNA, 1027 nt
Organism: Vigna angularis (adzuki bean)
Lineage: Eukaryota; Viridiplantae; Streptophyta; Magnoliopsida; Fabales; Fabaceae
Product: U1 small nuclear ribonucleoprotein A
Exons: 5
Coding region: 122-847 (241 amino acids)
Biological process (GO): mRNA splicing, via spliceosome
Cellular component (GO): U1 snRNP
Molecular function (GO): U1 snRNA binding
Source: RefSeq, a predicted model, not a curated record